Molecule: messenger RNA, 1326 nt
Organism: Aureobasidium uvarum
Lineage: Eukaryota; Fungi; Ascomycota; Dothideomycetes; Dothideales; Saccotheciaceae
Source: the annotation of a GenBank genome assembly
AUGGAUUCCGUCGGAAAGCAUGUCAUGACUGCCGUAUUUGGUUUCCCAAACUCCAAAGCAUCCAUGCAAAGAUACGACAGUGCCAUGACCGGGUUAAAUACGUGCUACAAGCAUCUGCUCUCCGAUCCAUCCUUGAGAGAAAUGGUCCAGAACACGAUCGAUGUGACAAAACGUAACAUAGCAAACCUAGUCACAUUUUCUGAGAGCAGAGUUGAUCAGGUAGGAUGGGAGCGAACGAGCAAUGCCGAAACAGUCACCAAAACCAAUGGAGAACAAGUUGUCGAGGCUAGUAUGAUGCACUUAAUCCGGGACUUCAUCGCGGCCAACGCCAACCCAUCUCUCAUCGGCUCUGACUUUGUUGACAACAAUCCUGAAUUCUUCCUGGAUCUUUGGGAUAUGGACAAGGGAUUCAAAUGGCUGGCCACUGGACUUCCCGCUUGGCUUCCCAUUCCUCAAGUCUGGAGAGCAAAGGUGGCUCGCAGUCGUUGUUUCAAUGCCGUUCUUGCAUUUGAAAAGGCUAUGGAAACAGCAGCGAAUGGACAUGACCCAGGCCAAGAAUGGCAAGUUCUCGAAAACGUCGGUCCUGUUCUUACCGAGAGACUCAAACUUUACCGUCAACUCGAUUUUACAAUGGACGAACGAGCAGCUCUGGAUCUUUCCCUGCUGUGGGCGAUGAACGCAAAUGCAAACAUGCUGGUGUUCUGGAUGCUUAACCACAUUUACGCAGACAAGGUAGUCCUCGCCCAGCUACGCGAGGAAAUUGCACCUUUCGUGCACGCUGUCCGACCGAAACAAUUAUUCAACAUGCCAGAACCACCUCGAAUCGAUAAUUUCGAUCACGAAGCCUUGGCAAGUAAAUGCCCAUUGCUAAAAAGCUGUUAUGUUGAGUCUCUACGCUUGGAUACGGCACCUUGGAGUUUCAGAGUCAUGCAGGACGAUCUUGUUCUUCCCACUUCUAGGGACAAGGAUGCUGAGAAGUUUCUGCUGAAGAAGGGGACUUAUGCCCAUAUUGCUCAUGCGAUGCAUCAUACAGACCCUGCUUACUUUGAUGAUCCACAGAUGUGGAGGGCGGAUAGGCAUAUCAAACGUGAGCAAGAUGAUGGAGAGGCCUCUGUCAACAUGGGAACAAUAAGACCAUAUGGUCGAGCAUUUGCUCAAAAAGAGGCUUUGGUCUUUACAGCCGCUUUCAUCAGCAUGUGGGAUAUGGUACCUGUUGGAGAUGGUGCUUGGAAAUUGCCAGGGUACAAACCUGCUACUGGCGUGUAUAGCACGAACGACGAUGUCCGAGUUUGGAUCUCGCGUCGUGAGGAUUUGCCUCAGGUCUAA